Molecule: messenger RNA, 894 nt
Organism: Serpula lacrymans var. lacrymans S7.9
Lineage: Eukaryota; Fungi; Basidiomycota; Agaricomycetes; Boletales; Serpulaceae
Exons: 6
Coding region: 1-894 (297 amino acids)
Molecular function (GO): DNA binding
Source: RefSeq, a predicted model, not a curated record
AUGCAACGACCAACUCUGCAGAAUGUCCGUAUUCGUUCUACGAGAGAUGCCAUUCACGUCUUUUAUGCUGUGGCGAGGAACGCCUUGCCUCUUAUCACCCGCCGUCUGGACGCCGAAGAACGGCGAUCUAUAAUUCCCGGUAAUGUGUAUGUAUGGGAAGAGCGUAGCGCCAACUCUGAAGCGACAGGGCUGGGCAUGGAACGAUGGACAGACGGCAUGGGCUGGGGCCCAAGUAGAGUGCGCGAUGAGUUUCUUUUUUAUCACCAAAAGGAAAGUGACAUCAACGACGAUCCCAAUAAUCCUGCAACUCCAUGGGCACAAAUGAUGAGCAUGUACCCCACACCACGAUCCCGGGCAUCAAGCGACUCUGAGAGACUCAUCAAACAGACUUACAGCGUUCGUGUCUCGUUACCUCCUGACCAGCCUCGUGGUGUUACCCGAAAAUGGCACCUCACCGCGUAUUUCAGCCAACAGAAACUCCAGCAGCUUAACACCAUAGACGACGUACCCGGGGUCACUGGAGUUCCCGUUCCUGAAGGAUGGUUCCGAAGUGCCCGGGCAGCUAAGCCUCGACGGGAUGACGAUUCUUCGAAAUCAGCCACGGCAAAGCCGGCCUCUCAGGCCCUGAUGGAGGGCAUUCCUUCUCAUCUAUCUCAUCCUCGUUCUUCGCCAUCAUCAAUUGCCACGACACCUAGUCCGAGGCUGAAUCAUCCUCACUUGUCCGAUCAACUAGUACCUUUAGAAUAUCUCAAAACCCUUGCCUAUCCUAGACGGGAUCCCAUCGAUGAGCAAUUUCUGCAACGAUUCUCAUCUCAAAAUUUGACCACGGUGAUCGAUAUCGUCGCUUUGCAGAAGCACGAGAAACGAGAGGGUUCAAAUUUCCCCUGUUACUGA